AUGGCAGAAGAUGCGGCGUCAGGCCGUGCGCAGCCUCUUGGUGCAGCAGCACCGCUGGGGUCAGAGGAUGGAAAUGUCCAGGUCAAGCUGGUGCCUGCGUUGCUCGAAGAUGCCGACGCCGAAGACAUUGUUGUCCUCGUUGCCGACAUGCUCGCCCGUCUGAUCGCUCACAACGACCUCAUACCGCUGCACCCCUCUUCGCUGACCCGAUUUCACUCUCGCGCCACACCGGCCAUCAGCAUUUCGUCCUAUCUUCGGCGCAUCGCCAGAUAUACGAGCUUGGACAAGGCCUGCGCACUCAUCCUCCUCGUCUACAUCGACCGGGUGUGUGCGAGGAUGGACGGCUUCACAAUCUGCGGCCUCACGGUGCAUCGAUUUGUCUGUGCAGCAGUUGUGUGCGCCAGCAAGGCUUUGUGCGAUGCUUUCAGCACCAACGGCCACUACGCGCGGGUAGGGGGUAUCUCGCUCGUCGAGCUCAACAUGCUCGAAAAGGAGUUCCUCACAAUCAUUGACUGGCGCCUCACAUGCAGCGGAGCGCUGCUCCAGCAUUACUAUACCAGCUUGGUGCGGUCCCAUGCCGGCUUCCGUCUGCAGGGCGACGCCAAGGGCGACCUUUCUACCACUGCUCCCACAACCAUGGACGUGGAUAGCUGA
Messenger RNA from Acaromyces ingoldii, 654 nucleotides. RefSeq names its product cyclin-domain-containing protein. The transcript is spliced from 3 exons. Bases 1 to 654 code for a protein of 217 amino acids. Gene Ontology annotation, molecular function: protein kinase binding; cyclin-dependent protein serine/threonine kinase regulator activity. Gene Ontology annotation, cellular component: cyclin-dependent protein kinase holoenzyme complex; nucleus. The record is from RefSeq and is a predicted model, not a curated record. Gene Ontology annotation, biological process: regulation of cyclin-dependent protein serine/threonine kinase activity. Lineage: Eukaryota; Fungi; Basidiomycota; Exobasidiomycetes; Exobasidiales; Cryptobasidiaceae.